CUCCCACUUUAGCUGCGAUGCUUUACGGCACAAUCUUACCCUCGCUGAUGAUGGCGGCGACGAUGAAUUCGUACGAAUAACAGGUUAAAAGCAAGGGAUUAUUAGGAUAAAACAUACACGUAAGAGACGCGAUUAUUCCUUGGUUAGACAUUGCACCGUGUAAAGUCGUUAGAUUUUAAAAUCUAAGCAAGGAAGGGUCUGAGUUCAGAAUGACUAACGAAGAGCCUCUCCCUAAAAGGGUUCGCCUUAGUGAAUCUGAUCUGAAGACCCUGACCAGAGAAGAACUGUGCGUUAGGUGGAAGCAGCACGAAGCAUAUGUCCAGGUUCUGGAGACAAAAUAUGCUGAUUUAAAUACGAACGAUGUGACCGGCCUGAAGGAGUCGGAGGAGAAGCUGAAGCAGCAGCAGCAGGAGUCCGCGCGGCGCGAGAACAUCCUGGUCAUGCGGCUUGCCACCAAGGAACAGGAAAUGCAAGAAUGCACCACUCAGAUCCAGUACCUCAAGCAAGUCCAACAGCCCAGCGCAGCCCAGCUGAGAUCUUCCAUGGUGGAUCCGGCCAUCAACUUGUUUUUCCUUAAAAUGAAGAGCGAACUGGAACAGACUAAAGACAAACUGGAGCAGGCCCAAAAUGAACUGAGUGCCUGGAAGUUUACUCCUGAUAGCCAGACGGGGAAGAAGCUGAUGGCCAAGUGCCGCAUGCUGAUCCAGGAGAACCAGGAGCUGGGCCGGCAGCUGUCCCAGGGACGCAUCGCCCAGCUGGAGGCCGAGCUCGCCCUGCAGAAGAAGUACAGCGAGGAGCUCAAGAGCAGCCAGGAUGAGCUGAACGACUUCAUCAUCCAGCUGGACGAGGAGGUGGAGGGAAUGCAGAGCACCAUCCUGGUGCUGCAGCAGCAGCUGAGGGAGAGCCGUCAGCAGCUGUCCCAGCAGGGCUCCGCCCCCCCCCAGGGCUCCACCCCCGGCGCCGGCUGCAGGACUUCCCCCUCCGAGGCGGGGGGGCCCGCCGAGGCGGCCGGUCGGGACGGCGGUCGGCUGGCCAACGGGCCCAGCAACGGCAACCCCGCCCAGAGGACGUACCGCGAGCCCAGCAGCGCCGACGAGGACUCCGCCCCCUCCCCCGGGGGUGGUGGCGGAGGCGUUGGCGGCGGCGGCGCUGGGGGGGGCGUGGGUGGCGGGGAGGUCAAACUGUCCAAUCACGCGGAGGAGAGGGUGGGCAGGGGGGGCGGAGCCGGGGGCGGGGCGGUGGCCAACGCCGCCGCGGCCAUCGCCGGCGGCUACACGAACCAGCUAAGCGCGGGCUAUGAGAGCGUAGACUCCCCCACCGGUAGCGAGACCUCUCUCACACAGCACUCGAACGACACAGACUCCAACCACGACUCCCAGGAGGACAAAGCGGCCAGCGCCUGCAGCAGCAGUAGCGGCGGCGGCGGCGGCGGCAGCGGCGGGAAGGGUUCUAGAACUGCGGGUUCCCGCCACGCGCAGAAUGGCCUGGACUCCGCCUCCGCGGUGGCCGCCGCCCACGGCUCCAUUUUGUAAACUUUCUUUACACAUUCAGCGUAUUAUUUUUUUUUUACACAAAAAUGGGGGGGGGGGGAGGGGAAAUUAAAAGAAUAAAAAAAAAUAAUAAUAAAACGCAUAGUGUCAUUAAAUUCAUUUGGCUAAGGAUUCUGUCCAGAAUUGACUUUUUUUUUUUGUUUGUUUUUUUGCUUGUGAUACCUCUGCCACAGUUGACUUUUAAAAAAAAUUAUGUUGCUAGAUACAAAAAAUACAGUGAAUUAAUGUAGGUGUUUUUUUUUUUUUAACAACUUCACAAAGACAUUUUUUGUUGCUCGAAUGUCUUUCGUUUCAACAUCUGGUUUUUCAACGCCCUUGUUUCCUGUUUUUGAAUGCAUACCACAAAGAAAACCACCAUUUUGCAUCUGGUGUAAUACUGUAAUGCUCAAUAAAGUGAUGACGUCGCAGGUUUUUUCUCUCCCCCCGCGUUUUUUUAAAAAUAGCAUCGCCACGUUCAGGAUGUCCUUAGUUUAUGGUGUUUAACGUGUAGUUUUGUUCCCAUUCUAGGCAAAAAAUCUGUUUGACUUGUGUGUAGUUUCCUCCACAUUGUACACUGUUAAAUUCAUAUUAUUCUGACUUCAAUCCUUUUCAUGUACUGACCAAAUAUCAAUAAAGAAUUUUAAUAUGAC
This is a messenger RNA of Anguilla anguilla (European eel), 2179 nucleotides long. RefSeq names its product WT1 associated protein (gene wtap). Gene Ontology annotation, cellular component: nucleus. Bases 210 to 1532 code for a protein of 440 amino acids. Lineage: Eukaryota; Metazoa; Chordata; Actinopteri; Anguilliformes; Anguillidae. Gene Ontology annotation, biological process: regulation of alternative mRNA splicing, via spliceosome. The transcript is spliced from 8 exons. The record is from RefSeq and is a predicted model, not a curated record.